AGAGUAUCCGUGCAUACUUUUCAAAGUAUGGUGAAUUAUCUGAUUGCGUUUUGAUGCAUGAUCGUGUGAAUGGUCGGAGUAGAGGUUUUGGAUUUGUCCGAUACAAGGAUGCCAGCAUCGUUGACAAAGUCCUCGCAGAUGGUCCUCAUAUUUUAGAUGGAAAGAAGAUUGAUCCAAAACCAUGUACACCAAGGAGUCAAAGCAAACGGGCAUCUAGUGCAAUUCACAACAAAGUGUUUGUUGGAGGCUUAUCAAAUGAUACAACUGAGGCAGACCUCCACUCUAUCUUUUCCACAUACGGAUCUGUUAUUGAAGUUGUGAUUAUGACCGAUCAACAGACAAAAAGGUCAAGAGGCUUUGGAUUUGUUACCUUUGACAACGAAGACACAGUGAACCGCUUGGAUUCAGUCCAUUUUUUGGAGAUAAAGGGGAAAAGGGUGGAAGUGAAGAAAGCUCAGCCACGGUUCCACGGGGGAGACAAACCAGAUGGUGGCAGUCAUCACAUGGGAGGUGGAGGAGGAGCAAUGCGCCAUCAGGGAGGAUUUAAUCAACCCAACAUGUGGAACCAGAACCCUGGUCCCCAAGGAUUCAACCAAAACCAGAACUUUGGCGGUUACGGUGGUCAGCAACAAGGUGGAGGAUGGUCACAGCCUCCCCAGCAGCAACAAGGUCAAUGGGGUCAGCCUUCCAUGAAUAGUUAUGGUCAGCAGAACUAUGGCGGGCCACCACCUGGUCAGGGUGGACCCGGUGGCCCACAUGGAGGUGGAGGUCAACCAGGUGGUAAUUACGGAGGUGGCUACAACAACUCUACGCCGCCCAACUACAUGAACCAGCAAACCCAGGGGCGUCAGUAUCCUAUGCAAGGGGGACAAUUUGGUCAGUCCCCCCAGACUCAACAACCCAACUAUGACUUGUCGCCACCGAUGAAAAACCUAAGAGGAUUGCAUUCCGAGGCUCAAAGGGAGUUAGGACAACCCCAGCAACAGUACAACACAUAUGGUGGGAACUAUGGGGCUCAACCAAGCAAUGACAUGUACGGAAAUCAGAACCCAGCAGGCUACGGCAACCCUCAGACAUACGGCUCUCCAGCCCCACAGAAGGAUACCCCAACACCAACUGGUGAUUUCAACAACUACCAAAAUCCCACCAAUCCACCUUAUGGUUCCAUGGGCAACUAUGCUCAAGAAGCUUCUGGUUAUGGGCCACAACGUGUCAACUACAACCAACAUGGUAACUUCAACCAACCACCAGCUGCUGGCGGAGGACCACCAGGCAAUUACGGCCAAGAUAUGAGUAAUAAUUACCAAGCCGGCCCACCACAAGGCGGUCAAGGUGGCGGAUACAGCGGCCCACCUGAUGGUCAGGAAUUGUACAACCCAGGACAACCAUCAGGAGGAUUUGGUCGCCCAGCAGCAGCAGCCGUGCAACAAUUUCACCCAUACAAGCGAUAAUUUACAGUAAUUUUUAUCUUGGAAACUAAUAAUUGUUAGUAGUGAGAAUAAUAAUCUGUAACAGUGAUAAACACAAUAUUUAGUAGAUAGAUGUUAUCUAAUUUGGUUAAGGAAAAUAAGGAUUAUCAUGUUUAAAAGUCCUACUAACAUUCCUGUGGUCACACCUGCCUCAAAUCAACCUUUGUAUUUGAUUCAAACACCUUAGAAGUAGUGUUUUUGUAAAAAAAUUGUCAGGGAAAAGGAGAUAAAAUAAUGUGCAAGCAAGAUAUUUUAAUUGUAUUUUGAUCAUGUUCAAUUGGUAUCAUACACCUUUUAAAUUCUUUUCAGCAGUGUGUUGCGUUUUUAUUUUUUAAAUGUUCCAUCCUGGCGAUAAUUUUACAUACUUAAUGGACUUUCUUCAGCUUUCUCAUUUUUUAUAUCCAUGUACAUUUGUAACAGUCCUGUAAAAUUUCAAGUUGUUUGAUGCCUUUUGAGGAUCAGCUUGUUUAAGCGUAUUCGUGUUUCGAUCUCAAGAGUUUUAAGCGCUUCUUUCUAACUGAGGUCAAACGCGAGAAUACCACUCUUGAUGUCUUAUUGAAAAUAAAGUUUUGGAUUCAAUGAAAA
Molecule: messenger RNA, 2054 nt
Organism: Anneissia japonica
Lineage: Eukaryota; Metazoa; Echinodermata; Crinoidea; Comatulida; Comatulidae
Product: DAZ-associated protein 1-like
Cellular component (GO): cytoplasm
Molecular function (GO): RNA binding
Source: RefSeq, a predicted model, not a curated record